AUGCCCGGCGCAAAAGCCCUCCUGAACCAAGCUGAGGCCCAGUUAGUCCCUUGGGCGAUCGUUACGAGCGGAACGACUGGUCUUGUAACUGGCUGGCUCAAAGUGUUGGGUCUCCCCAAACCGAAGCACAUGGUUCUUGCGGAGAAUGCCCUUAUGGGACGCCAGUCGUUGGGACUUGAAGCAAAAGACACAAAGACGUGCUUUGUCUUCGAGGAUACCCCUGCUGGUAUCAUAGCUGGGAAGGCGGCAGACUAG
Messenger RNA from Blastomyces dermatitidis ER-3, 255 nucleotides. RefSeq names its product glycerol-3-phosphate phosphatase. The transcript has a single exon. Gene Ontology annotation, molecular function: sugar-phosphatase activity; beta-phosphoglucomutase activity. Bases 1 to 255 code for a protein of 84 amino acids. The record is from RefSeq and is a predicted model, not a curated record. NCBI's taxonomy places the organism in Eukaryota, Fungi, Ascomycota, Eurotiomycetes, Onygenales, Ajellomycetaceae.